This is a messenger RNA of Seminavis robusta, 1728 nucleotides long. NCBI's taxonomy places the organism in Eukaryota, Bacillariophyta, Bacillariophyceae, Naviculales, Naviculaceae. The record is from the annotation of a GenBank genome assembly.
AUGGACUGGGUCGAAUCUGGCUUAGAGUUUUUUGGUUGCGAUGAGAAUGCGCCAAAGAAGGUCUUUGGGGGCACUGAUAAUGCGCUUAGAAUACCGCUAGAACCACAUAGAGAGUCAGACCCUCAGUACUUGGACUAUUCAAAGCUGCACGAUGAGCUGCUGGAGUCUCUCAUGGCAGACGCAACCAAGAGAGCCAAUGAUCCCAAGGGAUCGACAGAUCUAGAUUCCAGCAAUUCCAGUUUCAGCUUUACCCACUCUUCUUCGCUACAUCUCAACCAUUCUACAUCCUCCACGGUCAACUCUUCCUUUGAAUCAUCAGCAUUCCUCGAUGAAGAAACUCCUGAGUCUUCAGGGAAGCAAUAUCAGAACAAGCGAGGACACAAACGACCCCGUGGUCUCAAACUACAUCGGCGUGUCAUGCCAACUAUCACAAACAAGCCUUUUAGCAACGAAGAAAAGACUAUGAAGCGACGACUCAGCUACAACUCGUCCUUCAGCAGUAAGUCUACGGUCACCACCACUACCAGCAAAACAACCGACACCAAGACCAACCAAGGCGAUGAUAGUGAUGCGGUGCGAAUUUCGUUGGCUGAUCUUCAGGAUGCACAGCUGCCCUCUCCUGCGUCCUUUAUUCACCCUCAAUGUCGUCUCCAGAAGGAUAAGGGCAAGGGAGAACCCGCAGGGGCCAACAUUUGCGCCAAGGGUCGAGACCAUUGUCUUCUCAAACUGAAAGAUAAAAUGUCCUUGCUCACACGGGUUGCCCUGGGAGAAGACGCCAAACACAGGGGAAAGGCUGACAUGAAACGAAGGCCUGCUCGGAUUGCUGAAAUCUUUCCUAACUUUACUGAGACUCGGUCCAUCAUCGAGUUGAAGAUGGGGUUCCUCUCGAUGCAAUAUGGCAUCUUGCUCCGAUGGGACACAACAAGGACUGGGAAAGUUACCUUGGUGGUUCUACGGAAGAUGUGCCACGAGUCUUUUUAUACUAAAUGCAAAGCUCUCCAAAGGGUUUUGCCUCCUCCACGUCCGCGCAAGAUGGUUCAAGCGGCAGCGGAACUGCCCAUUUAUGCCGUUCGUAAUGUUGUGGACAAUCAUGCCAUACUCCAGCGACCGGACGGAAUGGAAGUAGCUCUGUUGGAACCACCGUAUCGAGUGGAUCGACCGGUGGCUUUCGCUCCGACAUUGCUUACCAUUGCUGUGCUGUAUGCUUCUGGCCUGAGCCAAACAUCCAACUGGACCGUCCAGCUUUGCUUUGCAAACAAAACGGAAAACAUCCUUCUUACUUGGGACGAAGGUCACAGAACCUUCACUCCCAAACUUGGCGAAAAGCUGAAACAUGAAAUACCUCCAAGCGGUUCUCUCGACUUGCCAUCUCUGGAGAUUCGGUUGUUUGAGCACCGGCAACGAAGAGGCAAGUCUCGAAGAUGUGUCUCGCACAUGCACGUCCCUCUCAUGGGGUUGGAGGCCCAGCCUAACGGCAAAGGGGCUAGUCCAAAAGACAUGAAGAUUGUUUCGUCGCAUGACCCAGAUGCUUGCGUCACAUUAUCGGUUAUGCUGCAAUCGGAUUAUGCGCACUGGUUGCGACGAGAGCUCGAUGCUCGACGUCGCGAAGAAGUCGCAGCUUUUGUCUGGAAGUCACCGUUUCGAGUGGUGGACUUGUAUGAUGAUAGUCCGCUGCCAGGUGAUGAAGAAGACGAAAGCAUGUGGGAGUGGAUUUGUGGUAUUUGCUAG